GAGAUUUUGUAAACGAUGAAAUAAUUUGAAAAUAGAUUGUCUUAUUUCUUCUGUAAAAAAGAUUUAUUUUUUCACGAAAAUUUUCGAAAAGAUCGAUGAUGGACAAUACAGCAGAGGACAUUAAAAAAUUAGAGCUGGUUUCGACCAUUGGAUUCUCAGGAGGUGUUCCUGGUGGUCUUAUUGUUCAUCCUGAUCAACAACAUUUGGUCUAUUCAGUUGGAAAUACUAUUGUUGUCGAAAAUAUUGUCAGUAAGAAGCAAAGAUUCCUUGUUGGCCAUACAGACAAUAUAUCUUGUGUAACACUAUCCAAAAGUGGACAAUUCAUUGCAUCGGGUCAGGUGACCCACAUGGGUUUUAAGGCCGACAUCAUUGUGUGGGAUUAUGGGAAAUGCGCCAAAUAUUGUUUGCUGACACUGCAUAAAGUUAAAGUUGAAGCGCUAGCCUUCUCUCCAAAUGAUAAAUAUCUUGUUUCUCUGGGUGGACAAGAUGAUAACAGUGUUGUUAUCUGGAAUCUUGAAAAAAAGCAAGCAAUUUGUGGCUCACCAGCAGCUGUACCCAGUUCAGGAACGUCAUACGUCAUUGCAUUUUCAAACCACAGUGAUGAACUCUUUGUUACAGGAGGAAACAAAACUUUACGUGUUUGGGAACUAGAUCUUGCUAAUAGAAAAAUCAGACCAACAGAUUGUAAUAUGGGUCAGAUAAAACGCAUCAUUAGAUGUAUAAAGGUCGCCGAAGAUGAUUUGUCAUUUUAUUGUGGCACUACAAGUGGUGAUAUUCUUGAGAUAAAUAUGAAGACAAGAUUGUUUCGACAUCACGGUCCACAGAAAGAAAAGUUCAGCUUGGGUAUAGAGGCUUUACAGCUACUCAAAACAGGCGAUGUGUUAAUCGGAUCUGGAGAUGGAACGGUUGCUUUACUAAAGAAGAAAUCUUAUGAAAGGAUAAAAAGUACAAAAGUUGACGGUGGUGUGACAUCCUUAACUUUACGUGGAGCUGGUCAUCAGUUUUACGUUGGAACACAAAUAUCCCAAAUUUAUCGCUUCAAUCUGAGCGAAUUCUCCUGUGAACUCAUUAAUACAUGUCAUUAUGAAAAAGUUUUUGAUGUUGUUUUCCCACACGCUUAUUCAGAUGUAUUUGUGACGUCAUCUAAGAACGAUAUACGUGUCUGGAACACUAAAACAAGCAAGGAACUUUUGCGUAUUACUGUUUCUAACAUGGAUUGUAACGCUGUCGUUGUCAGUGUGGACGGCAAAUCAAUCAUCAGCGGUUGGAGUGAUAACAAAAUACGUGCUUAUUCACCUCAAACUGGAAAACUUAUCUAUACAAUCAAUGAUGCUCACAAUAAAGGAGUAACCGCCAUAGCAACAACGUCUGAUGGCGAACAUAUAAUUAGCGGGGGAGGAGAGGGUCAGGUUCGUGUGUGGAUAGUCUCUCCAUUAAUACAGAAAAUGGAGGAAGCAAUGAAAGAACAUAAAGGCUCCGUGACUUGCAUUAAAGUUCGCAAGAAUGAUCAAGAGUGUGUGACAGCCAGUACAGACGGCAGUUGUAUAAUUUGGGACUUACAACGCUUCGUACGAAACCAGGUGAUUUUUGCGAACACUCUCUUCAAGGCAAUAUGCUACAGACCAGAUGAGUGUCAAAUCAUCACAGCUGGUACCGAUCGAAAGAUUGCUUACUGGGAGACUUUUGACGGAAGCCAAAUACGUGAAUUGGAAGGUUCAAAAUCUGGUUCUAUAGAAGGUUUAGAUAUUUCAUCUGAUGGCAUCUAUCUCGUCACGGGGGGAGCAGAUAAACUUAUUAAGGUUUGGAAGUAUGAAGAGGGAUCAGUGACUCAUAUUGGUGAAGGCCACAGUGGCGAUAUAACCCGGUUAAGAAUAUGUCCAAAUCGACAAUGGAUUGUUAGUGUUGGUACAGAUGGCGCAAUUCUUCGCUGGCGAUACCCAUUUUGAAAAAUGAUAACAGUUUCAAUUGUCGAUUGUUGAUAAUCGCCAUUUUAUUGAUAAUUUUAACGACUUUUCUCUGGAACAUUUUUAAGUAUGUUGCUUACUUCGAUAAUUGAAUUUAGAAACAUAUUUUCGUGAACAAUUUCUUUGAUUGGUUUCUCCAAAAAAACAGCUGACGAAAUGUUUAGUUUAAAGAGGCGUUGUUAAAUCCAUUAACUUUUAAAUGUGGACGUACGAACUUUGAAGCAUUUCCUUGUAAAGUAAGCUAAAACUGACGAUAAGUAAACACUGUUUUGUUACAAACUGUCUAGCCGAAAAUAUGACAGAUUUUUGUAUAGAAACGACUUUAAUUAUGAUUUCCAGGUUUUAAGCAAAGGUGUUAACUACCAACACAGCGUGGCUGCCUUUCUUCCAUUAUUUUUAUUUUUUACCUAGUUGAAAGAACCCAGUAAAAAUCAUUGUCAA
Molecule: messenger RNA, 2405 nt
Organism: Xenia sp. Carnegie-2017
Lineage: Eukaryota; Metazoa; Cnidaria; Anthozoa; Malacalcyonacea; Xeniidae
Product: cilia- and flagella-associated protein 52-like
Exons: 15
Coding region: 96-1946 (616 amino acids)
Biological process (GO): cilium assembly
Molecular function (GO): protein binding
Source: RefSeq, a predicted model, not a curated record